UAUUGCUAAUCUAUUCUCUAAACGACGCCGUUUAUUGGGGUAAGAUUCCAAUCUUAUCCCUCUCACGAUUCUAAAUAGAUGGUCAAACUUGUGUUUCCCUAAACUGAUAAUUGAAACUCGAGAAACCAGAAAUGGAGAAUCCAACUGUAAUCAAGCUAAAGCCAAUAGAAGCAACCCCAGAAAGCUUCAAAGAAUUCGGACAAGUCAUUGAAGCAUCCCCUGAUGGAGAAGAGUGUGGUCCAAACGAUGCUCAAUUAGACCUUUCCAAAGGAAUUCCCAGGUUUUACAUCAUGAACCUUCGGAACCGACCGCAUAGGUUUUCGACGAUUACGCAUCAUGCGAGUGUGACACAAUGCCUUGGAUCUAUCGGAGGUCAUGUUUGGUAUCUCGGAGUUGCUAAGCCAUCCUUGGUGGAUUCGAAAGAAGUUGAGAAAGAAAAGGGGAAGAUGGCGGUGCAAUCUCGUUUUGGUCAUUACUACGUGCCUCCAGCCAUUGAUGAUGUUCAUGUUUUCAGAAUUGCAGGUCCUAAGUUUAUUAAACUUAAUUGCGGAACAUGGCAUGCCGGGCCUUUGUUUAAAGCAGAUGCAAUGGACUUCUACAACUUAGAGCUACACGAUACCAAUGUAGUGGAUCAUACAAAUCACUCCUUCAAGGAAAAUGGAGUCAUGUUUUCAUUUGAAGACUAGCCGUACCUUUCUUCAUUGUUGAGCUCAUCAUCAAUGGAAACGAACUGGUUCGAAAGGAAUUGCAGAUGCCAGAGAUGUCUGAAAAUUGUCAUUCAUCAUUGGAAGCUAGUUCUGAAGGAAUUGGAAAUGUCCGAUCAUUUUCAGAGUUGUGAAAACUUUCCAUAUUAUUUUAUAAUUUAUAAACACGUGUGGAUUUUGUUCUUGUUCGAGUUUCAUCCUAUGUAAACCGUUCUUCGGACUUAUUUUGGUUUAAGUUCUAUUAUGUGUGGGCGGGUGGGUCUAUUGGUGUUAAUAAAUUCUCUGCUUGUUUGGUUUGUUCA
This is a messenger RNA of Hibiscus syriacus, 1006 nucleotides long. RefSeq lists its product as uncharacterized. Gene Ontology annotation, molecular function: ureidoglycolate hydrolase activity. NCBI's taxonomy places the organism in Eukaryota, Viridiplantae, Streptophyta, Magnoliopsida, Malvales, Malvaceae. The transcript has 3 exons. The record is from RefSeq and is a predicted model, not a curated record. Bases 132 to 686 code for a protein of 184 amino acids.